AUGGAGCUAAGCAUGAUCAUACUGGAUAGCAUCGCACGCGACCCUGUGAGCCGCAAGGCGACGGCCAACCGGGCUGUUAUUUUACGCCCUGCGUGCGCUACCCUAGUCCCUCCCGCGGUCUGCGACGAACUGACUCGUCACAGGGAACUCCAGCCAUUUAUAUACCGUCAGGGGUUGGGACAAUCGGACGUCGGGCGCCGGCUUGGCGGGCGCGGAUUCGGGUGCGUGCGAUCGAUGUCCUCCGGAGACUACCCGGCGCCGCUCGCGUCGGCGAAGUUCCGCGGCGCGUCGAUCUACUCGACACAAGGCACCGUGUUCGGCGCCCGCCAGCCUGUCUGCCGCGACAGUAAACAUUCGGAGAUAUCGCAUCCCAACGGUCAUUUUAGCUUGCACCAUUAUCUUAAGAGUCUGUUUACACUGACGCCCGGUUUC
Messenger RNA from Iphiclides podalirius (scarce swallowtail), 432 nucleotides. NCBI's taxonomy places the organism in Eukaryota, Metazoa, Arthropoda, Insecta, Lepidoptera, Papilionidae. The record is from the annotation of a GenBank genome assembly.